This is a messenger RNA of Haliotis rufescens (red abalone), 825 nucleotides long. RefSeq lists its product as uncharacterized. Bases 52 to 747 code for a protein of 231 amino acids. Lineage: Eukaryota; Metazoa; Mollusca; Gastropoda; Lepetellida; Haliotidae. The transcript has 5 exons. The record is from RefSeq and is a predicted model, not a curated record.
GAAUGCAAUCAUUCCACAUUGACGGACACACACACAUAACCAGACGCAGCUAUGAAGGUGUGUGCGCUACUUCUGCUUGGGGCCUCCGUGUUCCUUUGUGGUUUGUGUGACAACACGGAGAAGAAAGAAGAACCUUUCUACGUGGACAUCGUGGUUUCCGACGCUGGAAGAGACCUGGGGACCGCUAUGACAUUUAUACAGGAUACCCUGUAUAGUGUAAAGAGUCUCACAGUGGAACAAGCCUUCAAAGUGGUUGGCGAACCCAGAGUUUUAGCCAUUCUCAGGUCUGAUACUCUGUGUGCAUGGCGACAGCUGGAAGGUGUCUUGUUUGCAGCCAAUAUCAGCAUGACAGUGAAGCCUGUGUAUAGAGCAGAGGACCUUGUGGUGGAUCUGAAGAUCCAGAAGGACCUCAUUGAGAAGGCCCCAGCACCGGCCAACUUGAUCGGGGAUUACAUCUACUUUUGGGAUAUGAGUUUUACCAUGACAGGACUCACCGGGUCUUCCUACAAAGAGGAGAUACGUGCCAGUGCGGAACAUGCCUUGAGACGUCGCAUUGCAGGCUUACAGGAGCUCAGUUACCAAGUUCUCGCGGAAUUGCCUUUUCGGCUGCUGGUGUUUUCUGUACUUCCCCCGCGAAGUUCGGAGUCGAUUCUCUGGAACUUCAACCGAGGCCGCCUGGAGUUCACAUCAACAGUACGGCGGGUGGAACAUCUCCAUGACUACUGCGAUAACCGUUACUGUAACUGAAUAAACACUGAAUAAAAUCUCAGGGUUGCAGCGUCAUGUCGAAAAUAUGCAAAACCCGUUGAUAAAACGUAUUUGAAA